AUGGCCUCUCCCGGCUCCGGCUUUUGGUCCUUCGGAUCUGAAGAUGGCUCUGGGGAUCCCGAGAACCCGGGCACAGCGAGAGCUUGGUGCCAGGUAGCUCAAAAGUUCACCGGCGGCAUCGGAAACAAGCUGUGCGCUCUGCUCUAUGGAGACUCUGAGAAGCCAGCGGAGAGCGGCGGGGGCCCCGCCCCUCGGGCCGCCACCCGGAAGGUCGCCUGCACCUGCGACCAAAAACCCUGCAGCUGCCCCAAAGCGGAUGUCAACUACGCGUUUCUCAACGCAACAGACCUGCUGCCAGCCUGUGAUGGAGAGAGACCCACACUGGCAUUUCUGCAAGAUGUUAUGAACAUUUUGCUUCAGUAUGUGGUGAAAAGUUUCGAUAGAUCAACUAAAGUGAUUGAUUUCCACUACCCCAACGAGCUACUUCAAGAGUAUAAUUGGGAAUUAGCAGACCAACCACAAAAUUUGGAGGAAAUUUUGACGCAUUGCCAAACAACUCUAAAAUAUGCAAUUAAAACAGGGCAUCCCCGAUAUUUUAAUCAGCUGUCUACUGGAUUGGAUAUGGUUGGGUUAGCAGCAGACUGGCUGACAUCAACAGCAAACACUAACAUGUUCACCUAUGAGAUUGCUCCUGUAUUUGUGCUGUUAGAAUAUGUCACACUAAAGAAAAUGAGAGAGAUCAUUGGCUGGCCAGGGGGCUCUGGAGAUGGAAUAUUUUCUCCUGGUGGUGCCAUCUCCAACAUGUAUGCCAUGCUUAUUGCUCGCUAUAAGAUGUUUCCAGAAGUCAAGGAGAAAGGAAUGGCCGCAGUGCCCAGGCUCAUCGCCUUCACAUCAGAGCACAGUCACUUUUCUCUCAAGAAAGGAGCUGCAGCCCUAGGGAUCGGAACAGACAGCGUGAUUCUGAUUAAAUGUGAUGAGAGAGGGAAAAUGAUCCCAUCUGAUCUUGAAAGAAGAAUCCUUGAAGUCAAACAGAAAGGAUUUGUUCCUUUCCUUGUGAGCGCCACAGCUGGAACCACUGUGUAUGGGGCUUUUGAUCCCCUCUUGGCUGUUGCUGACAUUUGCAAAAAGUAUAAGAUCUGGAUGCAUGUGGAUGCAGCUUGGGGUGGAGGAUUACUGAUGUCCCGGAAACACAAAUGGAAGCUGAGCGGGGUGGAGAGGGCCAACUCUGUGACAUGGAAUCCACACAAGAUGAUGGGUGUCCCUUUGCAGUGCUCAGCUCUCCUGGUUAGAGAGGAGGGACUAAUGCAGAGCUGCAACCAGAUGCAUGCUUCCUACCUCUUUCAGCAAGAUAAGCACUAUGACCUGUCCUACGACACUGGAGACAAGGCCUUGCAGUGUGGACGCCACGUUGAUGUCUUUAAACUAUGGCUCAUGUGGAGAGCAAAGGGGACUAUUGGCUUUGAAGCACAUAUUGAUAAGUGUUUGGAGCUGGCAGAGUAUUUGUACAAUAUCAUCAAAAACCGAGAAGGCUAUGAAAUGGUGUUUGAUGGGAAGCCUCAGCACACAAAUGUGUGCUUCUGGUUCGUGCCUCCCAGUUUGCGUGUUCUGGAAGACAAUGAAGAGAGAAUGAGCCGCCUCUCAAAGGUGGCACCAGUGAUUAAAGCCAGAAUGAUGGAGUAUGGGACCACAAUGGUCAGUUACCAACCCCUGGGAGACAAGGUCAACUUCUUCCGCAUGGUCAUCUCAAACCCUGCAGCAACUCACCAAGACAUCGACUUCCUCAUUGAAGAAAUCGAACGCCUGGGACAGGAUUUGUAAUCACCUCGCUCAUCAAACUGUUUAAAUUCUCUAGGUAGACAGUUAAGUUGUCACAACUGUGUAAAUGUAUUUGUAGUUUGUUCCAAAGUAAAACUAUUUCUAUAUUGUGGUGUCACAGUAGAGUACAGUUUAAAAAAAUCAAAACCAACAAACAUAAAAAAAGAAACAUCGCUCCUUUUAAAAAUCCUUUCUUAAGUUUAGAAUACCUCUCUAAUAAUUAGUGACAAAAGGCUAUGUUCUAAUCAGUAAGAGAAAGCAUAAAGUUGUUAUAAGUACUACCCUUUUAAUAUCAUAUGCCAACCCAACUUUGCUUUCACUUCAGAGCAGGAGUACUGACUAGUGCCAAAUCACCCCUGAAUCAUAAGAGGUUCUCUGGGUGCCGUGAAAAGGACAAAGUAAAUAUAAAAUGUAUGCUGACAAUACAAACUCUUGCCUUUUUCAUAGUAUUAGAAAAAAAUUUCUAAUUUACCUAUAGCAACAUUUCAAAUGUAUUUAAAUACAUAUAAUUUUACAAAAAGAAAAAUAUAUAUAAAAGAAAUCCUAUUUUGUAACAACAUAUAGAUUUUAUUUUAUAUGGGUUAUAUAAACUGCAGGGGCAGAUAUGAAACCUAAGCCAGAUUUAUUUCUUUAUUUUUUUCUCUCUCUCUUUCUUUUCACAGAGGCACAAUAAAACCGUUAGCAAGGUAAUUUUAACAUAGAAACCCACAAAAUUCUUUAAAAGUUUAAUAAUUUAUGUUAGUAUAUAUCAUGGCUUAUUAUAGUCCUAAAGACUAUAUUUCAAAACAAACACACACACACACACACACACAAAGAAACUUCUAAAAACAAUUGACCAGAUCAACAAUUAAGACUCUCUUCCUGUUUAGGCUUUGCACGAGUUGGCCCUAGAAUCCCCAGUUUAUAAGCCCUGCUUGGUCCCAGAUUCGGGCAAGCAUGUCUGUCCUGCUUUCCCCUGUAGCCUGAUUUGAACAGAAGGUUGAUAUUAGUUCUUGAAGUGUCUUUUCAAAGCAUAUUUCUUUUAUUAGAUCACUUGGAUUAAUUAGAAAAAACUAAAAAUAAAACCUAAUCAGCCCUAGCAAGGAGGAGUGUGAUGAGCUCAAAAUAUUAAACCCAGCCAUGGGAGAUGAGACCUCUGUGUGACAAUAAUGGCUUCAUCCCAAAUACCAUUCUGCUGCUUUCUGGGGAAAGGGUCAUUUGUGUCAUGUCUACUCUCUUGUCUGAAUUCCUUCUUCAUCCACACUUUAAAGUUUCUCCUGCUAGACUCCCUACCUCCAGACCCUCAAGAAGGAAUUAAUAUCCCAUGUGGAUGUUUUCCUUUUCUGAAAUGAGAUCCUCAUGCGAGCAGUUUCAAGAUAGCCUAAGACCCUUUAUCUGCCUCCCGUCAAAAUCCACAGUGACCAAGAUAUGCAGAGAUCACUAAAACUUAAAAUAGUAUUUUAAAAGUAAGCUUCUUUCCCUGUCAGCUGUAUGGAGAACUAUCCAUGAUAAUUUUAGAGUCACAUAUGACCUAAGUGCUGGUAGGAGAACUAUGGCCUUUUACAAACAAAUGGCAGGUACCGGUCUGGAAGCAUUCUUCCACUCCAAGUGGAUGGGCAUUUCAAAAUUCAGAAAGACUACAGGAACAAAGAAAGAGAGUCCUGUCCUCAGCUGUCACAUAUCUUCAUGACUUAGCCCCAGACCUUAUUUGAUCAGGCUGUGUGCAAACAGGCCUUUGCUGUCUAGAAAGCCAAAGGACUCCCCAGAGCACUGAAGAGAAAACUCCCUAUGCAACUGAGUUGCAUGAAGGAAUAGCCUCCCAUCUUAGGUACUCUCUAAUGGGCAAGUAGGCCUUUCUAGAAACUGGCUGUGGAGCCUCAGGCUCAAAGAUCUCAUUUUAUAGGAAGAGAUACUCUCUAUCAAACCCACUGUCCCACUUAGAGAAGGCAGAGGGCCUGGUGUCCUGAUAGACAGAAAAGCUUAGCCCUUAGGGGACAGACUUGGUAGCAGAAGCUGGCUUCUAGUUUGAUGAGAUGGCAAACUUGAAAAAGUAAUAAUGUCCAUAUAUGAGAUUUCAGCAAAAUACCUUUUUAAUGGAAUUAAAUCUAUCAUUUUAUUUACAGAUUCUUCCUCAAGUUUUCUAGGAGCUUUCCUUACAUACGGAAAUCUCUUCCCACUGUAUUCUAGAGAGGAAGGCCAAUGCUUUAAUUAGAUCUGCCAUCUACUUGAGAGAGGAGGGGAGGGAAGAUGGGAAGAAAAAUAAUGGAGGGAGAUUGCAUUGAACAUUGGUCCAAAUUCCCAGUGCCAAAGGUCUUUAUCUGUGAACUUUUUUUCUUUCAUUUAUAAAACAUUGGUUUCAGCUUUAAUCAGAAUUGAUGUGGCCAUUUUUAUUUACACAGCAAUAUUUCAUUUAUUAUUUAAAAUACUUGAAAAAAAGUGCAGUGUGUGUUUAUCUGAGAUCUCUAAAUGGUAUAGAGUGCAUGUACUGUCAUGGGAUUCAAGAAAAGAAAAAAUUGUAUGUGUAUGUGUGUAUGUGUGUGUAUGUGUGUGUGUAUUGCCUUUAGUACAUUGUUAGUACUGUCUUGUCACCUCAGAUUGGGGUUGUGCACUUUAUAUUGACUUGUGUGGUGUUGCAAAUCAACAUGUGUUGCUGUAAAAGCUUGCACAAUUGUCAGUAUGUCUUCUAUGUGGUAGCCAUAUUGAACUUUGAGCUUUGAGACCAUGAGAACUACAUUUGCAUCUGUUCCAGUUCUCACCUCUCUUCUCCCUCACCCUCUCACCCUGUCCCAAGCUGUAUGCCCUGUACAUCAGCUCUUAUAGAGAACAUAACCUCAGCUAAGCCCCACCCUAAGAAAUCUCUUUGUGAAUUCUGUGAUCGAACACAAAAUGUAAAGUGAACCCUGUUUCAUCUCUGAGGCUAGAGAAACCAAUUACAGAGUGUCACGAGCUGCUGACACUGCAGGUGUUGACUCUGUGGGGACUUGGAGUAGGUGCUGCUCCUCAGAACAUGGACAAAGGAAGCACAGGUGUAAAUAUAGCAGCAGGACAAAGAAUCAAAGACCAUCAAAUCAGGUAUCAUCUUGCACGUGCUUUUCUGUUUCAAGUGAUAAAUGCAAACACUGUGUAUUAAUUAGUUGUGUGUGCCAAGAUCUUGUUACCAAAUGGUGUUUCUAAAUAAUGUCAAUAUUUCCCCAGCACCCCUCUAUUGCUAAAGACAGAAUAAAAAUAAAAUAAACCAUACAGACAUGUGGCAACCUGUUCUUCCUACCAAGUAUAAACUUGUGUAUGAUCAAAGUAUUUUACCUGUGUUUUCUCUCUAAACCCAAAUAAAUGUGUAAAUGUGGACA
Messenger RNA from Cricetulus griseus (Chinese hamster), 5081 nucleotides. The record is from RefSeq and is a predicted model, not a curated record. NCBI's taxonomy places the organism in Eukaryota, Metazoa, Chordata, Mammalia, Rodentia, Cricetidae.